Cryptomeria japonica (Japanese cedar) is the source of this 453-nucleotide messenger RNA. RefSeq names its product short-chain dehydrogenase reductase 2a-like. NCBI's taxonomy places the organism in Eukaryota, Viridiplantae, Streptophyta, Pinopsida, Cupressales, Cupressaceae. Bases 1 to 453 code for a protein of 150 amino acids. The record is from RefSeq and is a predicted model, not a curated record. The transcript has a single exon.
AUGCAUGGCAUUAAGCACGCAGGCUGUGUUAUGAUUCCCAAGAGAAAAGGCAGCAUUAUCUCCACGGCUAGUAUUUCAGCAAUAGUAGGAGGACUUACUCCUUACUCCUACACUGCCUCCAAACAUGCCAUUAUUGGGCUUUCUAAGAACGGUGCAGCAGAGCUGGAAAAAUAUGUUAUAGGAGUAAAUUGUAUUUCUCCGGCUUUAGUUGUCACAGAUAUGCGAUUGAAUUAUGUUGGAAUGGCCCCGUCAGCUGAGGCAAAGGCCAAGGUGGAGCCCACGGCUCAAGGCGUAGCACCCUUAAAGGAAGCCAGUCUUCAAGCAGAGGAUAUUGCACAGGCUGCCUUGUAUCUUGCCAGCGAGGAUUCCAAAUAUGUAAGCGGUCACAACAUGGUGAUAGAUGGGGGAGUAACUGUUGUACGAGAUGAAAAUGCAGUGUUUGGAAAGUACUAA